This is a messenger RNA of Agrilus planipennis (emerald ash borer), 1703 nucleotides long. It is a transcript of the gene CstF50, whose product is annotated as cleavage stimulation factor subunit 1. The record is from RefSeq and is a predicted model, not a curated record. Gene Ontology annotation, cellular component: mRNA cleavage stimulating factor complex. The transcript has 5 exons. Gene Ontology annotation, molecular function: protein binding; RNA binding. Bases 150 to 1454 code for a protein of 434 amino acids. Gene Ontology annotation, biological process: mRNA 3'-end processing. Lineage: Eukaryota; Metazoa; Arthropoda; Insecta; Coleoptera; Buprestidae.
AUAGUGAUUGAUCAGUGAUAAGCGUAAUAAAGGUUAUGGUUGUAUCUUAAAUUCAUUACAAACAGAUGCUAAUAAAAUUAAUCAUAAUUUAUUUAGAUUACAUACGCAUAUUUUAUAGAGAUUAAAAACACCGUUUCCUUUUGAAUAAAAUGAAAGAAGACGAACCAGUGGAAAACAAAAAUAAUGUAAUCAAGAGCCGGGAGAUACUUUACAGGCUUAUUAUAAGUCAAUUAUUGUACGAUGGAUAUCAAUCCAUAGGAUCCAGCUUAACAGCUGCUGUGCAGGCUGACCCUCCUUGCCCACCAAGUGAUAGACUAAUGCAUAUUGUUCAAGCAGGGUUGGAUCAUGAACCUGAACGAAAAGAUAGGCCACACAAUCAUGGUAUUGGAAACAAUAACAUUGGCCCAGGUUUAGAUUUGGAGUUUGAGACUGAAGCAAAUUUGCCAGCUCCUGAGCCUGCAUUGUAUGAGACUGCUUAUGUUACUUCACAUAAGGGUAAUUGCAGAGCAGGUUGUUUUUCUAGUGAUGGACAGCUAAUCGCAACUGGAAGUGUCGAUGCCAGUAUAAAGAUUUUAGAUGUGGAUCGUAUGCUUGCUAAAUCAGCUCCUGAUGAAAUGGAUCCUUCCAGAGGAGAGCAGCAAGGUCACCCUGUCAUACGAACUCUUUAUGAUCACAUGGAAGAAGUUACAUGCUUAGAGUUUCAUCCCAAGGAACCGAUAUUAAUAUCAGGAUCAAAGGAUCUGUAUAUAAAGCUUUUUGACAUUUCAAAAGCAAGUGUUAAAAAGGCCUUCAAAACAAUAACAGAAGCAGAACCAGUGAAAUGUUUUUCAGUUCAUCCGGGGGGCGACCACUUAAUAGUUGGUACCCACCAUCCAGUUAUAAGACUGUAUGAUCUUAAUACAUCUCAAUGUUUCGUAUGUAGUGUCCCGUCUCAUCAACAUACUCAAAUGGUCACCUGUAUAAAGUGGUCAUCGGAUGCCAGAGUUUUCGCUACCAGCAGUAAAGAUGGCAGCAUAAAAAUAUGGGAUGGAGUAUCGAAUAAAUGCAUUAACACGUUUCAAAAGGCACACGACGGACUUGAAGUAUGUUCUGUGGCAUUCUCUCGAAACGGAAAAUAUUUACUUACGUCUGGAAAAAAUUCCAUCUGUAAAUUGUGGGAAUUGACCACAAGUCGAUGCCUCAUAGCUUAUACAGGAGCAGGAACAACAGGAAAACAGGAAUACGAAGCUCAAGCAGUGUUCAACCAUACAGAAGAUUAUGUCUUAUUUCCUGAUGAAGCGACCACCUCAUUAUGUGCAUGGAAUUCAAGAAACGCUUCCAGGAAACAGCUUUUAUCUUUGGGCCAUAACGGUGCGGUGCGACUAAUUGCGCACUCGCCCACUCAAGCUGCAUUUUUAACUUGUUCUGAUGACUUUAGAGCAAGAUUUUGGUACAGAAGAACACCAAUUCUAUAAUUAUUACUUUAUUGAAAAAUGCCUGUCACAUGAUGCUUGGUGUGCUUCUUAUUAUACCUAAGGAUUUUAAAUGGCGACGCGAGACCAUCGCAGAGACACAGAAGUUAAAUGUUAUUUCUUAUUAUUGCACAGCUUAAGAUUAUUAAGUAAAAAAAGAUUGUGCGUUUAUGUAAAAGAUAUUCUGACUGUUUUUUAAAAAGUUUUGUAUGAACAAAUCUAAUAAAAUACUGAUCAGUUAAAUCUAUUUUA